Messenger RNA from Colletotrichum spaethianum, 1920 nucleotides. Its product is annotated as heterokaryon incompatibility protein 6, OR allele. The record is from RefSeq and is a predicted model, not a curated record. NCBI's taxonomy places the organism in Eukaryota, Fungi, Ascomycota, Sordariomycetes, Glomerellales, Glomerellaceae. The transcript has a single exon. Bases 1 to 1920 code for a protein of 639 amino acids.
AUGGCCGACCAAGAGCAUUUUCAAAACGCAAACGCCUUGCACGUGCAGUAUCGAGACCUGGAUCCGAGUAAGGCAGAGAUUCGUCUGGUUGAGUUAGACCCUUUCAGAGCAGCGGAAUUUACUUCGGACUCUGGACAUCAACCAGUAGUGCGAUGCCGCUUGAAACAUCACAGCCUCAGAGAAUGGCCUUGCCACUACACAGCGCUGUCGUAUGUUUGGGGAGACCCUAAUGUAACGAGCCCUAUCUACUUGGAUGGUCUAGAAAUCCAGGUCACCAAGAACCUGGAGUCGGCCUUAAGACACCUAGCAAUCGAGCAAUGGAACGAUACUGAUUCGAGACCAACGCUCUGGGUUGACGCCAUCUGCAUCGACCAACGGAAUCAGGUAGAGAGAACACAACAAGUCUCUCUAAUGAAGGAUAUCUUCCGGAAUGCAUACCAGACACUCUUGUGGCUGGGCCCUGCAACCGGAGACAGUGACCUAGCCAUUGAUACCCUGCGCCAGAUGAGCCUAGCAGCGAACUUCCCCGGUCAGCACUUCAAUUCGUGGUCCAAAUUCCCCUUCACCGAUAUCACAUCUGACCCUCCGAUGGCUACCAUUCGAAGCAUUCUCGACAAGGCCCUCGCCGAACUAUGUCUGGAUGAUUUUGCCAGGUUGAAAGCAAUAAGCUCUUUAUUCGACCGGCCAUGGUUUCGUCGGGUCUGGGUGAUUCAGGAGCGAGUCUUGUCACUGAACUGCGUUGUCUGCUGCGGCCGGGAGUGGGUUACGUGGGAAAAGUUCCGUGAAGGAUUCUGGCUGCUUUGUGGCAUACGCGAUAAUCUCAAUAUUGUCGGCAGUGACACGGGGAGGCAGGACAGCUCGGCGCUGGCGACUUUCCUCACGACAGGUCUCAACAAAGUAAUACCUGUGUCUUUCACCCGGUCCAACUCUUCCCUAUUGGUUCUCUUUUCUCUACUUUCCGGUAUGGCAGCCAAAGCCCAACUUCAAGCCUCAGAUCGCCGCGACUAUGUGUUUGCAUUAUUGAGCUUGAUCGACCUGAAUCGAAGCCCGUUGAUCCUCGCCGAUUAUACCAAAGACUGGAACGCUGUCCGGAUGGAAGUCGCCAAAGCAUGCUUGAUUUACUACGGACCAGGGUUCCUGUCUUUUGCAGGUCUCAGUCAAUCUACGGAAGACUCCGCUUCGCUUGGACAGAACGUCCCAUCUUGGGCACCGGACUGGUCAUCGGCAUAUUUACCUCAGCCUUUAAACAUCCCUUCCAUGUUUGUAGUCAGAGGCAAAAACAGAGAGCGCGCCUACUCAACGUUGCUGGGUUUCACUCAGAACCUCUCACAGGCCUUUUCCGACGAUAAUCGACUGUUGUUGGACGCUUUCCAAGUCGGCGAUGUCUCAGAGCUUGGCGACCCAUUCCCCGAGGCAGAUGACCUUGCCGACGAUACAGCUCGUGUUGCUUCUCUCAGACUCUGGCUUCAAGGUCUCGAGGCCAUGAUGCCAUGCACUAAUCGAGUUUACUGUACUACAGAGGAGGUGAACGAGGCCCUGUGGAGGACCCCCAUAGCAGAUCGGGCGUUUGCCUACAACUGGGAGACCGAGAGAGCUUCAUAUGAGACACUCUCGGCAUAUCGUGCGCUGAAGGCUGGCGAGGUUUCCGAGGGUGUGAAAUAUGCAAACAUUGCCAGCAUCAAACUCCUUCGGAGACGCCCGUUUGUGAGCGCGAACGGUUUGAUCGGGCUCGGGCCUACAGGGAUGUCCAUUGGGGACUCUGUAUGGGCUGUACCUGGUGCUGACGUGCCAUUUGUUUUCCGCUCAGCUGGUGCCAGUAGCUUCUCAGUUGUCGGUGAAGCCUAUGUUCAUGGUAUUAUGGAUGGUGAACUCCGGCAGCUGCUGCCGGCGAUCGAGUUUCAAAGAGUUGUGGUGGCUUGA